UCCGCGUUCCUCAAACACGCGUGUUACAGUGUUAAGACAGUUGUUGACUGGUGUUUUAAUUUACAGUCAUGGGUAAACUCAAGAAAAAUAGUAAACGUAACACGUUUGAUUACAAUAAAAACAAGAAGAACCUGAAAAGGAAGCUAAGAAGAAAGGAGAAACCGCAAAUUGAAUGUCCUCAGAUACGCAAAGCCUGGGAUGAACACAAAACAGUGAGGCAAAAUCUACAAGACAUGGGGCUGUCGCCUGGGACCAAGGGCAUGCUUCCUAUUAAACCUAAAAAGGACACGAAAAGUGAACCAAUGGAGGCAAUUGUGUUGAAACCCUAUGUCAUUAAAGAAAUGGAGGCAGAGGCCAGUCUCCGUGGGAAAGACAAAACCACAUGCUCCACCGACAUGAUUGAAUAUGUUCAACACAUGGUGAAGGAACACAAUGAGGAUUACAAGGCGAUGGCAAGGGACGAGAAGAAUUACUACCAGGACACACCGAAGCAGAUCAAACGGAAAGUGGAAUUAUUCAAACGGUGUCAUCCCGAGGAAUAUGCCGCGUUCAUCGCGUCUCUGCAAUCUCAGAAGUCUACGUGA
Rhinichthys klamathensis goyatoka is the source of this 584-nucleotide messenger RNA. It is a transcript of the gene nop16, whose product is annotated as NOP16 nucleolar protein homolog (yeast). NCBI's taxonomy places the organism in Eukaryota, Metazoa, Chordata, Actinopteri, Cypriniformes, Leuciscidae. The record is from RefSeq and is a predicted model, not a curated record. Bases 69 to 584 code for a protein of 171 amino acids. The transcript is spliced from 5 exons. Gene Ontology annotation, cellular component: nucleolus. Gene Ontology annotation, biological process: ribosomal large subunit biogenesis.